This is a messenger RNA of Danaus plexippus (monarch butterfly), 2542 nucleotides long. RefSeq names its product probable G-protein coupled receptor Mth-like 5 (gene mthl5). NCBI's taxonomy places the organism in Eukaryota, Metazoa, Arthropoda, Insecta, Lepidoptera, Nymphalidae. The record is from RefSeq and is a predicted model, not a curated record. The transcript is spliced from 8 exons. Bases 239 to 1711 code for a protein of 490 amino acids.
UUGAACACAGAUGAAGCAAUAAAAUUGAUACGCUUAGUUAUAAAAAUAAGCGACUCAUUCGAUUUACAAUGUUAUUUAUAUCAAAGAACUGAUAUCUGAAUAUAGAUUAUAAAAAUUAUGUAUUUAAUUAGAGUAUUCUAAAUCUAAGCAGCAAUCUUUAUAAACUUUAUUGAUAACAGUGUCGAGUUAACUUAGAUGUUAUUUUAGAAUGAAUUAAUGAGUUUAUAUAAUAUACAAAAUGUGGUGCCUUGGUUUUAUGAUAUUACUAUCGUUACAUUCACUUUGCGUUAAAGCCGACGUUGGUGAUACAGAUUUAAACGAUUUAUCGGAACAACAAAACUCCGUGAAAAUAAACAAGUGUUGUGAACAUAAUGAGAUUAUGGUCAACUCAGUUUGUAGACUGGCUGAAAAAUAUAAUGAAAGUGUUUGGAAUCCUCAAUUCAAAAGUGAAGAUGGCAAGGAUACUACUGUGAAGUAUUUCAGAUACAUUUACGGAGUACCAAAUUGCGAGACCACACAACAAAGACCAAUAUUUGACUUUAGAACAUCCGAAGAUGAACUGAAUCUUUUAUCCGAUGGACGGUUGAGACAUGUUAUACACCAUGAACAUGGCGACAAUCCUGUUAAGGACGACCCAUUAAUGACAAACACACUUAUCCAUGAGGCAAUAGUAAUACCAGCUGUUAAGGAACCAUCUUCAUACAUUCAUGAUCAGAACAAAUAUUGUAUGGACAAGAUUGUAAUAACAAGUUCAAAUGUGACCGGUCAAUAUGGAUUGGUAUGUGUUCCAGAAGUGAAGAUUAACUGGAGAGAAACCAGUUUCUUAAUGAAAAAGGUUCUAAAUCCACUUUUCCAUGCCAUUGCAAUGGUACUAUUUCUGCUGGUUGCUAUAAUAUACUUUGUUUUGCCGACAUUAAGAGACUUGGCCGGAAAUAUAAUCACCACAAUCAAUAUAUGUCUAAUUGUGAGCCAGGCGGCUGAUUUUGUCAGAAUAUUCACGGAAUUUAGCAAUCACGUCAGCUUUAUGAUCACAGAUAUAAUCCUUUACAUCAGUCUACUGGGUGCCUUUUUCUGGCUGAAUAGUUUUGGAUUUUACAUCUGGAAGACAUUUAAAUCACGAAAUGUCUUUCUCAGAGUGACGGAUGUUCGUAAAUACUGCUAUUAUUCGAGUGUGGUUUGGUCGUGUGUAGUGCUCAUGGCCGGUAUGGCUAUAUGUGCGCACUUCCUACUGGACACCGGUACAAAUCCUUACAGAAAAAUGAAAACACAAUUCUCAUCAUCAAUCUUAAUAGAUGACAUAGAACAGGAAACCAUAGGAUGGCUGGGUAUUGCAAUAUUCUUCACUCCUAUAGCCUUCACUAUCAUAUUUAAUCUAUUCUUCUAUAUAACAACUUUAAAAGUUAUAAAGAGGAUAAAUAUAUACGGGAGAAUUCAUUAUAAAUUGAAAGGAUGUUUCGAUCUCUUCCUGCAGCUAUUUCUUAUAAUGACAAUGGCCUGGUUGUUUCUUCUCUUGUCCUGGCUCAAUUUCGAUGGUUUGUUAUACGCCCAUAUAGUUGUUAAUCUAUUACAGGCAAUUCUGAUAUUCUAUGUGUGCGUUGUUAAACAGUCACAUGUAACAUUUCUGUUAAGAAAGAGUUGUUGUUACGCCGAGCCCAUUCCAACCGGGGAGUGGGGCGAUGAAAUGACUCAUAUGAACGGAGGAAAUUAUUAAAAAAAAAUCUAAGAACUAAUCACGUGACCUUAGCAGUAUUUAUUAGGAUAUACCAAGGGUUUUUGCUAUGCAUUAGUAUAUUAGAGAAUCUCUUUGUAUAAGAUUAUUUGAAGUUACACUAUUAGUGUCAUACACAUUUUAAUGAAUUGGGUGAUAUUGUGCCUUAUAGACGUUACAUUCGCAUUGGUGUAUUUAAAGGUGCUGGCCAUAUCAAUUAACUGAUUUUAAAUUUUAUAAAACUAAAGUACUGUAUUGGUUAUAGUCGAGAUUAGGGAAAUGAAUUUUUUAAAGUUUUACACUUUGUAUAGUUCUUUGAAUUAAGUUAAUUAAUUUGAGUAAUAUUUUGCAUUAAUUGGAAGAUUGUAAGCACAAAUGUAAGCCAAAUAUACUUUGAUAUUGAAUUAAUUUUAAAUGCUCAUUGAUGUUACUUAUUAGGUAUUAAUUGAAAGCUUGAGUUUGAAUCGGAUUACUUUUAAGUGUCUAUUUUUAAAAAAAAUUGCAAGUUUUUUUGUUAUAUGAGUGUGUACAAAGCUCUUAUUUACAUAUGAUUUGUAUAAAAGGUUACAAUGAUUUAAAAUUUGUAGUUUCAUAAAAGCUGUAAGACUAAUAUCACAUUUUGUCCGUCCCAAUAUCUAAAGGCUUAUGGGUUAGUACAAAUGCAGCUAGUAGAUUGUAGUUUUUGAAAAAUAUUUGCUCUCUUGCACUAAUAUGUAAUACUUAUUGUUAGAUAUAACUUUGUGCUCUCGAAAGUAUAGCAUUUUAUACUUUUUUUUAUACACUUUCACAUUGUUUUAAUUGCAUCGACAUUUGAAGAAUAAACUUGUGACUGUA